Messenger RNA from Condylostylus longicornis, 2430 nucleotides. RefSeq names its product G2/mitotic-specific cyclin-B3 (gene CycB3). The coding region runs from base 371 to 2233 and encodes 620 amino acids. Gene Ontology annotation, biological process: regulation of cyclin-dependent protein serine/threonine kinase activity; mitotic cell cycle phase transition. Gene Ontology annotation, cellular component: cytoplasm; centrosome; nucleus. The transcript is spliced from 9 exons. The record is from RefSeq and is a predicted model, not a curated record. Gene Ontology annotation, molecular function: cyclin-dependent protein serine/threonine kinase regulator activity. Lineage: Eukaryota; Metazoa; Arthropoda; Insecta; Diptera; Dolichopodidae.
ACGAAAACGAACGACUAAUUUUUGUUUUUAACUGUAAAUAAUAGCCAUAAUUAAUUUAUUAGAACAAAAUUUGUAUUAAUUUUAGGAAAAUAAAAUUAAAAAAUAAAAUAUUAAUUGAAAAAUAGAAAGUUUUUGUGCUUUGUGUGUUAACAUUCCAAAAGGAAAAAUGUGGUGAUGCAAGGAUAAUAAAUUUUUUCAAAGUACUUGUAGAUUUCAUAACUAAACUACAGGCAUAUAUGUCUGUUUAUUCCAACAUUUUGCAAUAAUAUUCUUGAAAGACAGAGGGGCUUUGAAAUCUAGUCGCUAUAACCAAUAAACACGCUCCUGCUGUUUAAAAAAAGAGGAAAAAAUAUCAUUUGAAACUAAAUAAAUGGCGCCAACAAGAAGUGGAAGAAGUUCUGUUGUGAAUACAUCUUCCUUACCACAACUAGCAAGGAAAACCAUUACUUCCGGUGUUGCAUUUGUUCCUAAAGCACAAAAUUCUCAAGAAAACCUAGAUCAAAUUACAACUCGCUCUAAGAGGAGGGCUGAUUUAAGCCCAUUGAAAAAUGAUAAAAUUAAACGGUCUGCAUUGGGAAAUUUAACUAAUAAUGUUAUUAAUUUACACUUGGAUGAUGAUAAAACUCACAAGAAAUCAAAAGCAUCUGCAUCACAGGAUUCUGGAAAAACAACAAUAAUCGAAAAUGAUAACAAAGCUCUAGGUGUUAUUCUUAAAACCAAGAGCGAAAAUGCAAUCUUAACUCAUACACAACAACAACAGCAAGUGAAGAAAACCGGAAUAGUAUUACGAAGUAACAAAGUUGUUACUAGAGCUGCCAAAAUAAAAGAAAAUACUAUUACUUCUACUAGUAGUAAAUCGUCUGUUGUACCACUUUCAGCCAUACAUAACCAAUUGAAGAAACAAUCAGAUUACAAUACUAAAGCCAAAGAAUGUUUCGAAUAUGCUCAAAAGCAACAGCAGCAAGAGCAUCAUAAAAAAGGGCAACAUGUAAAAGAAAUUUCGGUAAAAAGUUCUGUUCAUUUGGAAGAUCAAAAGCAGCACAAUCAGAAACAACCACAGUAUUUAAAAAAUGUCAACAUUCCACCGCCAAAAUAUGCACCUAGCAGAAGAGUUUCUUUAGAUGCAAAAACACGAAGAAUAUCAAAUGAAUUUGAAAAGACUGAAGAUACGUUGUAUAUGUCGGCUUUAGAAGAAUUCCCGUUAUCGGGAGAAUCUGUGUCACGGUUAUCAUUAGAAUCCAAACGAAAAUCUUUAAUUGACAAACAAAUUGAUAAUGAUAAAAAAAGUAAAAAUCGUAUUUUAACACCCUCUCCAUUAAAACAAGCAGAACAUGAGGUACCCGAAGGAGUAAUAGAUUUCGAUAAAGAAAAUUGGGACGAUCCAUUUGCAGUGUCUCAUUAUGCAAUGGAUAUUUUCAACUAUAUGAAAAGAAGAGAAGCAUUCUUUCCAAUUGAUGAUUACAUGGAAAGGCAAACACAUAUAACUAAGUGGAUGCGUUCAUUGCUCGUUGACUGGAUGGUUGAAGUACAAGAGACGUUCGAACUAAACCAUGAAACUGUCUAUCUAGCUGUAAAAUUAGUUGAUCUCUAUUUAACCAAAGUAAUCGUUCAGAAAGAUAAGUUACAACUAUUAGGGGCAGCAUCAUUAUUCAUUGCAAGUAAAUUUGAUGAGAGAACCCCGCCACUUGUUGAUGAUUUCUUAUAUAUUUGCGAUGGAGCGUAUUUGCAUAAAGAACUGAUUAGAAUGGAGAUGAGUGUCUUAAAAACAAUUGAUUUUGAUUUAAGUAUACCACUGUCAUAUAGAUUCCUCAGACGAUAUGCAAGAACUUCCAAAAUAGCAAUGCCUACCUUAACUUUAGCUAGAUACAUUUUAGAGUUCUCAUUAAUGGACUACACAACCGUUAGCUUAAGUGAUUCGCAAUUAGCAUGUGCCGCUCUAUUUAUGGCAUUGAAAAUGAAAAAUAGUGAAUGUAAAGAAUCACCAUGGACAAAAACAUUGGAAUAUUAUUCAGGCUAUAAAGUCGCAGAUUUUGGUUACAUAAUACCAAUUUUAAAUGCUGGCUUGAACCGUAAACCUAAGGAUGCAAUAAAAACUAUUCGUAAUAAAUAUUCACAUAAGAUAUUCUUUGAAGUUUCUAAAAUUCCAUUACUUACAAAUGAGAAACUAUUUGAAAAUACAGGAUUACUUGGUGAAGAGCAAAAUAUCAGCGAAAUUGAUAAUUUAAAAUUGUAGAGGUUCAUAUUGAUGUAUUCAGAAAAUUUUAAAUUAUUUGAAAAACGACACGCUUUAAAAAUUAAAUAAUAAAAUAAAAAUUUGAAAUGCAAGACGGAAUUAAAAUGAUAGUAUUAAGAAUUUUAAUGAUUAAGUACAUACAAACAUUGAUGCAAAAAAAAAAAAAAUUGAAAUGAAAACAAAAACAAAUUAGUCCU